This is a messenger RNA of Cucurbita moschata (crookneck pumpkin), 1970 nucleotides long. RefSeq names its product two-pore potassium channel 1-like. Gene Ontology annotation, biological process: stabilization of membrane potential; potassium ion transmembrane transport. Lineage: Eukaryota; Viridiplantae; Streptophyta; Magnoliopsida; Cucurbitales; Cucurbitaceae. Gene Ontology annotation, molecular function: potassium ion leak channel activity. Bases 707 to 1732 code for a protein of 341 amino acids. The record is from RefSeq and is a predicted model, not a curated record. Gene Ontology annotation, cellular component: plant-type vacuole membrane. The transcript has 3 exons.
UAAUGACGAGUUCGAUUGUGUAAAUUUGUUGUUUCGAUCCUCUCAGUUCUCGCCGAAGUGAUUGUUCAUUCCGCGGAUUGAUUUCAUGUAGCGAGUUGCGGGAAAAUGGUGGCCUGUUAAUGCCCAGUGGUGAAGAUUUAAGCAGGUGGAAGCCAGAGAGUGAAUGUUGGGUUUCUUAUCAAUUUCUCAAACAUCGCUUUUCUUCACUCUUCGUUUGUUCUCUUCUAAAUAAAGUCGACGCAGUUUUUUUCGUUCUAAAUACGAACACAUUCAUCAUUUAAACCCAAGUCUUGAACUAUUCUGAUAUCUCUGUUUACUGUUGAUUUCCCAUGAACUUUUGUCUGAUUUUCAGGGGGAAAUCAUUAAGCUUACUGCGGAAUUAAUGGUACUGUCUGUUCAUAAUCAUCAAGUCCUUUAACCCUUAUCUUUUCUUUCCAGCAUUUGUUGAUAAAAUGUGAGGAUCGCUGUUGCUUGCAUUGGAUUUUGUUAUGUUUAAGAACAAUAAUUCUUCUGGUGAUAUUUGAAAGUGCUUGAAAUUGACCUCAAAUGAUGUAAUAAGGUUGGGAAAAUUGAACUUUCACCGGUUUCUGCUUGUGGAUUACUAUCAUUGGAUAGAGAUUUUCUAUGUUUAUCCCCAAAAAUUAGUCUCUUCUGAGUUAGGAAUCAAGAAUUUAAAUCUGGUUAGAAGAUCUUUGUUGAUUUUGAGAUGGAGUCUGGUGAUGUUGAACAAUCCUUGCUUCCCAAGCUGUCCGAUUCCAAAAAGAGCAAUUCUCUCCAGAGAAGAAAAUCGAUCCAUCAUGAAAUUUUUUCACGUUCAUUAGAACAUAACAAUCAACCACGAAACGGUGAUGAAACGUCUCAUCAACGUGUGAUUGUUAAACAAGUUAGUUUUAGGAAAGUAUUUGUUGUGCUGGCUAUUUAUUUGGGAGGAGGAACACUUUGUUUCUUCCUUGUUGGAGAUCAAAUCAAUGGCAAGAAAACAAACGGGAUUGUUGAUGCCAUUUACUUUUGUGUUGUGACAAUGACCACUGUUGGGUAUGGUGAUCUUGUUCCUAAUAGCAUUGGUGCAAAACUACUUGCUUGUGCUUAUGUCUUCACUGGAAUUACUCUUGGUGGGAUGCUUCUUAGCAGGGCGGCCAAUUACAUUGUCGAAAAGCAGGAAAUUCAUCUGGUUAAGGCCAUUUUCAUGAGCAAAAAGAUCAGCUCCGGUGAGCUCCUUCGAGAGUCUGUGGCACACAAACUCAAAUACAAAAUCAUUAUGACUGGAAUCGUCCUUUGGGUUCUCGUUGUUGUCGGUAUUCUUUUCUUGAUUCUGGUUGAGAAGUUUGAGUUCACAGAUGCCUUUUAUUGUGUUUGUUCCACAAUCACAACUCUUGGCUAUGGGGACAAGAGCUUCUCUACAACAACUGGUCGUGUUUUUGCUGUCAUUUGGAUAAUGAGCAGUACCAUCUGCUUGGCACAGUUCUUUCUGUACCUUGCCGAAUUACGCGCCGAGAGGAGACAGAAAUCACUAGUGAAUAGGGUUCUCUCCCGAGACCUCACUUUCUCUGAUCUCGAAGAAGCAGACCUUGAUCAUGAUAAAGUAGUAAGUGCUGCUGAAUUUGUUGUAUAUAAACUGAAGGAAAUGGGAAAGAUCAAUCAGGAAGAUGUUUCUCCAAUACUUGACACUUUUUAUAAGCUUGACAUUGAUCAAUCAGGAAACUUAACAGAAGCUGAUUUAGUAACUUCAUAGUCGUCGGCGUAUUGACCCGAACUCAUAUCAGACAAUAGCUCACGUAGAGCAUCGAUGAGGUGAUCCUUGCUCCUUAAUUUGUCCACUUUCUUAGUAGAUAUAAGCCUCAUGUUCAUGGCUAACUUUUAACUGAUCAUUCAUCAGAAAUUUCCUUUACCCAUUUGGAUUCAAACAGAAUAUGUGAUGAAUGCAUGCAUUAUUGCACUCCGAUUCUAUUUACAAACCAUUUUAGAAUUGA